Molecule: messenger RNA, 234 nt
Organism: Microthlaspi erraticum
Lineage: Eukaryota; Viridiplantae; Streptophyta; Magnoliopsida; Brassicales; Brassicaceae
Source: the annotation of a GenBank genome assembly
AUGGAUCCUUCAAUGGCUACCCCUGAAUUGCUUCAAUUCCUCAACGAAGAGAAACAAAAGGCAAUGGCAAACGAAAUGUUGGCGAAGCUGACGAGUGUGUGCUGGGACAAAUGCAUCACAGACAAACCGGGAAGCAAAUUCAGCUCGAGCGAGUCUUCUUGCCUCUCUAACUGCGCUGGACGCUACGUUGAUAUGAGUAUGCUCCUCAUCAAACGCUUCCAGUCUAUGCAGUGA